AUGAACAAGGACACCCCGGAGAGCGAGUGGCAGAAGGUCCUCAGCAAGGAGGAGUACUACGUCCUCCGCCAGAAGGGCACCGAGCGCCCGGGCACGGGCAAGUUCAACAAGCACUCCGAGCCCGGGACGUACAACUGCAAGGGGUGCGGGACGGCGCUGUACACGUCGGAGAUGAAGUUUGACUCGGGGUGCGGGUGGCCGGCGUUCUGGGACGAGAUCCCGGGCGCCAUCGACCGCCACGAGGACCUCUCGAUGGGCAUGCGGCGCGUGGAGAUCACGUGCAAGAACUGCGGGGGACACCUCGGCCACGUCUUCGAGGGCGAGGGCUUCCCGAACCCCAAGGACGAGCGCCACUGCGUGAACUCGGUGUCGCUGGACUUCGUCCCCAAGUGA
This is a messenger RNA of Pedinophyceae sp. YPF-701, 393 nucleotides long. The record is from the annotation of a GenBank genome assembly. Lineage: Eukaryota; Viridiplantae; Chlorophyta; Pedinophyceae.